Epinephelus lanceolatus (giant grouper) is the source of this 5396-nucleotide messenger RNA. RefSeq names its product phospholipid phosphatase-related protein type 3-like. Gene Ontology annotation, biological process: phospholipid dephosphorylation; phospholipid metabolic process; signal transduction. Gene Ontology annotation, cellular component: plasma membrane. Gene Ontology annotation, molecular function: phosphatidate phosphatase activity. The record is from RefSeq and is a predicted model, not a curated record. NCBI's taxonomy places the organism in Eukaryota, Metazoa, Chordata, Actinopteri, Perciformes, Serranidae.
CUGACUGCGUACCCGAAAACCGAGUGACGGAUGCCUUGCAUAGAGAAUAAGCUUUCUGUUUUUGGAAUUUCAAAUGUGUCCGUGUGAUAGAUUCUGUGGGAAAACUUGCAGGUGCAACUGAAAGGAGGGGAGGAAGCAGCGUGGACGCACGUGAAUCUCUCACUUCUCCAAAGCCAGGAAAUAGAAAGGAGGAACGCGUUACCAGCAAGUGCCGCAAAUUGGACUUUUCCACCAUCAGCAGCCCUCCUCUCUCCUCUCUCCUCUCUUCUCUCUUUCGCCAUCCCUGCUCCUCCUCUGUAGGUCUCCCCACUUACUCCCAUCCAGCCUCAUUCUCUUAGUCUCCUUCACUCAUCCCAGAAUAGCCUCACACCGGAGGAGCGCUCUCUAAAUAUCAGAGGGGAGGUUUCUUUUUUUUUUUUCUUGUGGAUUUCGGGGUGACUUGGGAGCCGCUGGAGAGGAUGGAUUAAAGGGACGGUGUGCAGACACGCCAAACUGGAGCAGCACGCACGACCACGCCGGGGGGGAAGGGGGCGACGGGACUCGGUGAAUUCACGGAGCCCCCGGGACAGAGGCUGUGACUGGUCCCACCCCAAGAUGACGUCCCCCAAAAACAAAGCCAAGAAGAAACCACCCAAAGACAGCAUCACGCUGCUGCCAUGCUUUUAUUUUGUAGAGCUCCCCAUCGUCCUCUCCUCCUUGGUGUCCCUGUACUUCCUGGAGCUGACAGAUGUGUUGUCCCCGGCAAUGGUGGGCUUCCGCUGCCAUGACCGUGACCUCUCCAUGCCCUACGUGGAGACGGGUGAUGAGCUCAUCCCUUUGCUGAUGCUGCUGAGUUUGGCCUUCGCUGGUCCUGCAGCAUCUAUCAUGCUGGGGGAGGGCCUCAUGUACUGUUUGCAGUCCAAACUGAAGACGUGUCCCAAGUCGGAGAGCAGCAUCAACGCUGGAGGCUGCAGCUUCAACUCCUUCCUACGCAGAACAGUGCGCUUCGUCGGUGUUCAUGUGUUCGGUCUCCUGGCAACAGCCUUGGUGACAGAUGUCAUCCAGUUAGCGACCGGUUACCACGCCCCGUUCUUCCUCACCGUCUGCCAGCCCAAUUACACGGCCCCAGGAGUGUCAUGUGACAAUAAUGCCUACAUCACACGGGACAUCUGCAUGGGGAAAGACCAGUAUGCCAUCAUGUCAGCGAGGAAAACAUUUCCAUCCCAGCAUGCAACGCUCUCUGGCUUCGCUGCUGUCUAUAUCUCCAUGUACUUUAACGCCAGCAUCAGCAGCACGACCAAGCUGCUGAAGCCGCUGCUGGUGUUUGCUUUCUGCAUGGCGGCGGGCCUCGCCGGGCUGACACAGAUAACUCAGCACCGCAGUCACCCAAUAGACGUCUACGUGGGAUACCUCAUAGGAGCCGGCAUCGGAGUCUACCUGGCUGUGUAUGCAGUGGGAAACUUCAAAGCAUCAGACGAAGAUGCUCCCUCUUUGCAGAGGCUGGCCCCGGCUCAGCAGAAGGACAGCCUGAGGGUGCUGAGCCAGCGGGGUCAUGACUCCCUGUACAGGAAGACUCCCAGGGUGUCUGAGAGCAGAGAGGAGCUGGGGGCUGGGCUGGGGUCUGGGGCUCGCAGUAAGGUGAGGAGGGAGAAGGCAUCCUUGGCUUCCCUUAAACGAGCGAGCGCCGAUGUGGAGCUCCUUGCGACCCGAGGUCCCAUGGGCAAGGAAACUAUGGUAACCUUCAGCAACACCUUACCCCGAGUCGCAAACGGGAACAGCCCCAUCUCCCCCUCGGAUGAGCUCCCCACCACGCAGCGUCACAUGACCUUCCACGUGCCCUUUGACCCCCAGAGGUCUCGGCAGCUGGUGUCAGAGUGGAGGCAGCGCUCGCUGGAGCUGCGCAGCCAGAGCUCACGAGACGAGGAGGAGGGGAUGGACGGGAGGGAUGGAGGAGAUGAAGGAGGAGCAGCGGCGGGAGAAGGAGAUCAGGAGAUGCCUUCGUCUCUUUAUCCCACAGUACAAGCCAACAAGGGCACCGCCACGCCAACCGGAGCCAGGAUGGUGGUGGCGCCCCCGCUCGUUCACAUCCCAGAGGAGGCCACUCGGCCGCCUCCUGUUUCACCGAAGAGUGCCAAGACGCGCGCCAAGUGGCUGUCGCUCACCGAGGGAGGAGGGGUGAAGGAGCCGGGGACGGGGCCCAUCGCAGUGUCGACUCCUCGUGUCCCCAACACGCAGCCCAACCAGCCGCCCAGCCAGCAGAGAGUCACUCAGGUGAUAGCCAUGUCCAAGCAGCAGGGUCAUGGAGUCACUUCCUCCACUAAGACAUCAGAAGGUGGCUCCUCUUCAGGCGGAGGGUCCAACUGCUCCGAGUCGCCCUACUACCGGAUCCCAUCUGAUCGAGACAGCUGCACCGGGAGCAACCCAGGGAGCAUUGCCGGGAGCGGAAGCAUCGUUACAAUCGACGCUCACGCCCCUCACCACCCGGUGGUGCGUGUGUCGGCCAGUAACGGCAAGCCGUGGGAGUGGAGGAACACCAUCAGCGGUAACAUGAUGGCCACCGACAAGGCAGGGGACAAACACCGUGUGGCCCUGCAGCGACAGGACAAUGUCAGUCACUACCGGGAUUACCGGACACUCCCCGUGAAAACGGACUCGCUCUGCUCCUCCUCAGCCAGCGGCAGUGCCGAAGGAGGACAGGAGCUGCCUCCCCCGCCUCUCCCCACCUCCUCCUCCCCCCUGCCUCCACCUCCCCAGCUGUUGUCAUCCCCUCUACCCCCACCGCCUCCUCACUCUUCUUCCUCUCCCUUGCCUCCCCCUCCACACCCAAGCACCUCUCCAUUGCCUCCAAACCUCCCUCACCCUGCCUCCUCCCACAUGCCUCCGCCUCCUCACCUGUCCUCUCAGAUGUCCCCACCACCCCUCCCAGUGUCCUCACACAUGCCCCCACCUCCUCACCCAUCUUCCUCUCAAAUGCCCCCACCUCCUCACCCGUCCCACUCCCACAUGCCCCCGCCUCCUCACCCAUCCUCCUGUCAAAUGCCCCCACCUCCACAUUCCUCCUCUUCCCCUAUGCCACCUCCACCUCACCCCUCAUCCUCCAUGCCUCCACCUCCUCACCCGUCCUGCUCCAGCAUGCUCCCCCCUCCUCCCCAUCCCGACUUGCUGAUGGACAGCCACAGCCAGGCGCUGUCCCGCUCCUCCACCCUGCCUCGUCGGCCCUCUGUCUCUGCCCGCAGCCACGCCGAGCAGGAGCACUACUACAAGGCCAUGCAGAACGAGAGGAUGUUAUAGUAAAGACAUGAUUGUCAUGUCAAUGAUUGUGCUUCAGAGGACUCAGUUGAAAGAGACAGUGAAACAAAAUAGAUUGUGGCAGGUGAAUAGAGAUUUAUGACUUUAGAAAAAUGACAAAAAGGUUUCGAGACUCUGAUACCAGAGCAGACGCUUCGGUCAGAAUGCUGCAAAGGAAGAGGCAACAGCAGGGGUGGAGGAGCACGGGGAGGUCUGGCAGCUCACACGCACUCAGCGGGGAAUCUUGUUUUCUCCUGCUCACACGUACUGCCCACAGCGCCGGCUCAGCGACACUGACUGGGAAAAGAACAGACAAGAGAAGAAAGGGGAGUCAAAGAGAGAGCAGGGUGCAGAAUUAAAAAACCCAAGAUUCAGCACGCACAUCCUCUGUGUUCCUUUAAAGCACAUUCAGCGAAGGAGUGGGAGAGGCUGCAGCUGAAAGAGAGAUAUCACAAUGAACGGUCUGGGAUUUGCUAAAUCAAGUUUCCCUUGAGAGGAGGGAUAAGACUGAGAAAACAAAACAACUACAGGCAAUACUUGCUCUCCUUAAACCAGCGCAGCUGUUUGAGGUUGCCAGCUAUUACACACAGAGAAUUUGCCGUCGUAACCAGCUGAAAAACUUGUGCUUUAAAGCACCCAGAAGCUCUGAGCAAAGAAAAGAAUGCAGUAAUGUUAAGUUCAACCACAGGUUCAAGAGUAUUAGCCACAACUCACAAAAGCAUGAGAGUCUUUUUGCCCCUCUGAAUACACAAACCAAAAUGGGGAAUUUUAUGUUUGACGCCAAGCAAAUCUGUCAGUAUCCACCAGAGAGAGCCGGCUUAGGAAGCGCUGCCUCUGGUUGGGGUGUGAGAAGAAGGAGGAGGAGGAGGGCUGGGCAUAAGGAGGAUCACGCACAGUUGGGCACCCCAAUACAGACGUCACCAAAUGGAUUACUGCUGUAAACAUGAGAGGCGGUGGAAUGGAAAGAGAAUUGUUCCUUAAGUGAAGAGGGUGGUUGGGCCGCGCGGCACAGCGAGCUCGGCAGCCAGUCUGUCUUUGCUGUGUGCAAAACCUGCCACAGUGCCUGAAGCAGCACUAAGGAGAUUAACGUUUGUUUAUCAAACCAUGCUAGCGCACUCUUCCCUCCGCAGCCCUUUGCAUUUGGCCCUCUGGCAAAUCACAAUGGUGACGGCACUGUUAAUGGAAAGCUGCCCAGCCAGGAGUGCAGCAUCACCACCAACAUGCACACUGGCUCAAACAGGUGCUGGUGGGAUGCAGAUUACGGGCUUGUGUUGCUAGCAGUGUCUGUACCUGUUAGCAUUUCAGAGGUUUUGGUAUCACUUUCUAACUGUGCAAUACUUUAUCAAUGAUCAUUUAUCGAUUUUUCUUUAUAGAUCAGUAUUAAGACAUUCUUAAGAGCAACUUUUGGGUUGUCAGGAUGUAAAUCUUGGAACCUUUCGGCUAUCGGCCUGAUGACAAUUUAGCCUCUGGGGACAAUGGCCAAUAUUUAAGGGGUUGUGGCGUAGCUAGCGUGUAUCCAGACCAAGACUUUACUCUUCCAUACAUCGGUCAUUGUUAACAGUCCGAUUAGCUACUUGAGAUGUUACAGCUAAUCUUUAUAAACAGAUAUCUACACAUUAAUGCAGAUAAAUUAAAACAAUAAAAGCUAAUAAAAAAAGCCAGACAAUAGCCACUGGGUUCCAAAUGUUAAUGUCAUGAAAUGUAAAUGGUUAACCACUAACCAAAUAUUUUAAGGUUACGGAUGCCAGUUCAUUUUACUGCCCUUCAGUUUACUGCAAUGUGCAUCACCCAGCUCCGGUGGGAACUAGCUAGCAACAGUAAUUCAGAGUUUUCCGCCAGUCCUGACCCAACAGCGUUGCAGUAAAAAUGUGCCUACCCCUUGGUCUCCUCUCAGGUCACACCGGUGAGUAAGUGGCUAAAUUUUUUGCUGUAAAACCCCUUUCUAUGCAAUCCCUGUUAGCACUGUUAGCAGUAUCAGCAAGGCUAGUAGUGCUAACAAUGCUAAAGGGCAGUGUGGCUCAAAACAAAGCACGCACAUGGGCGGGAAACCAGAGGAUGGCCACCAUGUUGUUUCCAUCAGCCUAUUUAGAUGCGCAUCUAGAAGUAUCGCAUUGGAAAAUCAUGAUGAA